This is a messenger RNA of Annulohypoxylon maeteangense, 2994 nucleotides long. RefSeq lists its product as uncharacterized. The record is from RefSeq and is a predicted model, not a curated record. Lineage: Eukaryota; Fungi; Ascomycota; Sordariomycetes; Xylariales; Hypoxylaceae. The transcript is spliced from 5 exons. Gene Ontology annotation, molecular function: 5-oxoprolinase (ATP-hydrolyzing) activity. The coding region runs from base 1 to 2994 and encodes 997 amino acids. Gene Ontology annotation, cellular component: cytosol. Gene Ontology annotation, biological process: glutathione metabolic process.
AUGUAUCGUAUAGGCGUAGAUGUCGGCGGUACCAAUACAGAUGCUGCGAUACUAGACAUCACGGCGCUAGACUCUCCAAAUCGCGGCGUCCUAGCAUCUUGCAAGUCGUCCACUACAGAGGACAUAACAUCCGGUAUUACUAGCGCUAUAAGCACGGUCCUUACCAACUCGAAUGUCCUCAAGGCGAACAUUCUAAGCGUCACCAUCGGCACUACACAUUUCGUAAAUGCUCUAAUCGAAGCUGAUACCCGGCGACUAAGUCGCGUGGGCGUCGUGCGCCUCUGCGGACCUUUCACGCGGCAGAUUCCUCCCUUUACUGACUUCCCCGUCGGCCUUCGAAGAAUUAUGGACGGUGGAGCGUGGUAUCUAAACGGCGGCCUUGAAAUCGACGGGCGCGAGAUCUCUCCACUUGAUUCUACCCAAAUCAAGGCCUGUGUCGAGGAACUGCGCUCUAGAAACGUCACAGCGGUAGCUCUUGUUGGCGUCUUCUCGCCCCUCGACCACGAAGGCAUCCAUGAGGAGGAGUGCAAGCGUCAGAUGUUAGCAUUGAAUCCUGCGUUAAAUAUUGUAUGCAGUCACAAUAUCGGCCCCCCAGGAUUACUCGAGCGGGAGAACGCAACUAUCUUGAAUGCGUCAAUCCUGGCAACAGCGAGAAAGACUGUCCGAGGCUUUAAGUUGGCUAUGAAACGAUUACAGCUCAACUGUCCGCUCUAUCUGUCCCAAAAUGACGGGACACUUGUUGGCGCCAACGAGGCGGCGGAUUUCCCCAUCAAGACGUUCGCGAGCGGCCCCACCAACAGUAUGACCGGAGCAGCAUUCCUCGCCGGGCUGGACAAGCCGCGAGUCCCGCAAGCUGACAGCGAGAUAACCAGCUCCAUCAAAGAGAAUCAUCAAAUAUUAGUUGUGGAUAUUGGUGGAACUACUACCGACGUGUGUGCGCUGCUUCCAACAGGAUUCCCACGCCAAGCUCCGAAUUUUGUCGAGGUUGGCGGCGUUAGGACCGCGUUUUCCAUGCCGGAGGUCAUCUCUAUUGGCCUAGGCGGAGGAAGCAAGAUUGGAAUCGAUCCAGAAACCGGCGAUGUCACGGUUGGACCCGACUCCGUGGGUCACUUUUUAACCGAACAGGCUUUGGUCUUCGGCGGAUCCGUUCUGACUGCUAGCGACAUCGUGGUCGCAUCGGGAGGCGCCGAGCUCGGUGAUCCUUCCAAGACUUUAGGAGUCGCUACAAGCACGGUAUUAGCCGCAAAGGAUAAGAUAAAACAGAUGCUUCAAUCGGUUAUCGAAAAAAUGAAGGUCUCCGAAGCACCGGUGCACGUCCUUCUUGUUGGUGGCGGUUCGCUUCUUGUCACCGACGAUCUAAAGCUUGAUAACGUGGCCGAGUGCCAGAAGCCUAUUCAUCACGAUGCCGCCAACGCAGUUGGCGCAGCUAUUGCAAAGGUCUCCGGCGAGAUAGACGUCAUAGAAAUUCUGGAGGGGAAAGACGAGAAGACAGUUCUUAGCGCCGUAUGUGAUAAAGCAACGCAAGAAGCAAUCCGUAAGGGCGCAGCUCCAGAGGACGUGAAAAUCGUAUCGAUCGACAAGAUUGCAUUACAGUAUACGACGAAAAAGGCGACACGGCUGAUUGUUAAAGCGGUUGGGCAGUUGGCCAUCCCUGAUUCCAGACUAAUCAUACCGCCGGCCGAGGAUCAACAACAAGGGGAAGAGGAGGAAGAAGAGGACGAGACAAAAGAGGGAGUCAAGGAACAUGUAUCUGAUGCAGCCGAACCAGUUGCGAAGCCGUCACUCAAGACAGACCUCGACACCUACAGACCUGAAGUGCGAGACAAAAUAUGGUAUCUCUCAGAGGUUGAUCUCGAACUCAUCGCAACGGGAACAGGCAUUUUAGGUACUGGCGGUGGCGGCCCUUCUUAUCACGAACUGUUGAAGGGCCUCAAUGUUUUACGGAGUGGAGGAUCCGGAAAGAUGCGGGUUAUCUCGCCGCAAACCCUCAAGGAUUCUGACCUGGUUUGCUUUGGGAGCUGGUACGGCGCUCCAAGCGUGAUUAACGAGCGACUUGCUAGCGGAACCGAAAUUGUCAAUGGGGUCGAAGCCGUGAAGAGCAUACUUGGAAUUAAAUCAUGUCAGGCAAUCAUGGCAGAUGAAAUCGGCGGUGGCAACGGAAUGAGCACCUUUCCUACGGGUGUCCACUACGAUAUCCCCAUAGUUGAUGGGGACGCGAUGGGACGGGCGUAUCCCACGAUGUAUCAUUCAACUCUGUAUAUCAACGAUGAACCCAUAAUGCCAUGUGCACUCACCGAUGCGAGGAAUAAUGUCUCAGUCCUAAUGCAAGCCGAAUCACCUACUCGCGUAGAGUCUAUCCUUCGGACAACAGCCGUGGAGCUCGGUUUAGGCUGUGCCGUCUCAGCGAGGCCAUUGAGCGGCGACGUUAUCCGAAAAUACGUCGUCGAAAACACCGUCUCCCAAGCCUGGUAUCUUGGAAGAGCGGUACACCAGGCGAGGAAAUAUAAGAGAAGUCUCACAGACGCCAUUUUUGCCAGCACUCCCGGUAAGGUGCUGUUCAUUGGUAAAGUCAUCGACGUGCGGCGUGACAUCGGUGCUGGUUACACUAUGGGGAGUGUCUUGAUUGCCCCCUUCAACGCCGACGAGUCUGGUUCCAACGCCGUCGACAGCGAGCAGCGGCAUAUGAUAAUACCAUUUCAGAAUGAGUAUUUCUAUGCAGCCCACACAGACUCAAGCGGAAUUAAGGAGAGCGAGAUUGUAUGUACGGUGCCUGAUCUUAUAUCCAUACUCGGACAAGAUGGGGAAGCACUUGGGUCGCAGGAAUUGCGGUACGGCUUGCAGGUAAGCGUCAUUGGUAUGCCGUCGCACCCCUUAUGGAAAACAGACCUGGGGCUCAAGGUUGGUGGACCUGAGGGAUUCGGCCUGAUGAUGCCUUUUCAAGGGGUCGGAGAGUACGCACCGCCUAAGAGUGUGAUUGACGAGUAUGAUAUAUGA